AUAGUCGCUUAGGAGGCAGGGCAGGGAGUAUAAGUGCCGACGGACGACUCUGUACGCAGACUAGUUUUAUUUCGACUCCUGACGCAGCAGCUCCUCGCGGAUUCGAGGGAUAUCCUAGAACAUUAUAUUACUCAUAUAUCCGCGAGUAUAGAACCUCUGCAAUAUAGUAUACACGUAUAGACAGAGUCAGAUCAGUCUCAGCGUGCUGUAGUACAUCGGAGCGCGUGUGUUGGGGGACGGCCGCGAGCGCGAUCGACCGAGAGGAAAAGUGUCCGUAAAAGAGAGAGAGAGAGAGAGAGAUAGAGAAAAAGACGUCCACAGAGCGCGCUAGUGUGCAGAGAGCCCUACUCGUGCGUGACCGUGGCACCGUGCCCACGACGACGACGACUACUCGUCGCCCCGCACAGCUAGCGCACUGGAGAGAGAGAGAGAGAAAGCCAUCAGACAUCGAGGCCUAGCCCCUGCAGUAGUGUGUUAUAUAUAGAGAUAUACCAUCAAUCGCAGCAGUAGCCGUGCGCGCGAGAGAAAGAGAGUCACACUUACGCACGCGUCGUGUGACGUGUGACUCGCUCGAUCUCGCUCUUUAUUCGCUCUCGCUCUGCUGUGUGUUAGCGCCUAUACUCGCAGAGCUACACUACCGCCGUCGCCGCCGCCGCUGACGACGACGUUGUUCCCCCUGCGUGUCGUGCGGACGUGGACCUCGAGUCAUCUCCUCCCUGCUUUGCCCAUGUGUACCAGCGCACCUUGAAAGAUGCUCAUCAAGGAAUUCCGUGUGACUCUGCCCCUCACCGUCGAAGAGUAUCAAGUUGCCCAACUGUACUCUGUAGCGGAGGCUAGUAAAAAUAAUACUGGUGGAGGUGAGGGCAUUGAAGUCUUGAAGAAUGAACCCUUCACAGACUACCCUCUACUCGGAGGAAAGUAUUCCUCUGGCCAGUAUACAUACAAGAUUUACCACUUAGCAAGCAAAGUGCCUGGUUUCAUUCGCAUACUACUACCCAAGAACUCCUUGGAGAUCCACGAAGAAGCAUGGAAUGCUUACCCCUACUGCAAAACUGUCAUAAGCAAUCCUGGUUACAUGAAAGACAACUUCAUUAUCGUCAUAGAAUCUUACCACAUCGGGGAUGUUGGAGACCAGGAAAAUGUUCACGAAUUGCCGCCCGACAAGCUUAAAAUCAGAGAGGUGGUGCACAUAGAUAUAGCCAAUGACCCGAUCACUAAUGCGGAUUACAAAGAGGACGAGGAUCCAAUCAAGUUCAAGUCUGAAAAAACUGGUCGAGGUCCGCUGGUCGGCAAAGACUGGAAACAUCACGUUGACCCGGUGAUGACCUGCUACAAACUUGUUACCUGUGAGUUCAAAUGGUUUGGCCUGCAAACGCGCGUAGAGAGUUUCAUCCAGAAAGCUGAGAGGCGCCUCUUCACCAAUUUCCAUCGGCAAGUGUUUUGCUGGAUGGACCGCUGGCACGGCCUCACAAUGGAGGACAUUCGAGCGAUCGAAGAAAAAACAAAGGAGGAACUAGAUAGACAAAGAGAGAAAGGAGAAGUACGAGGAAUGCGUGCUGAUGAUUGAGGCUUUAAUAAGUACAGUGUAAUAAGGUUAAAUGGAUUUCCCCUACAAGUAAUACGAGCGCCAGACUUACGCUUAUACACACAUAUGCAUACACUCAAAGCCAUUUGCGGUCCUGCCGGAUCGGGGCAGUUUCCAGAGUUUAUUUGUCUAGAAUCAGUGUCUACUCUAAUUACUUACAAUUUUAAUUUAUUUACAUCUACAAACAUUUUAGAUAAAUGUAUCUACAGUCAAAGAGUAAAGUUAUUGUAUUAUUAUUGAUAAAGCAAAAAAAAACAACGGAAAAGCCGAAGCAGAUAUUUAACAUAAAUAGUAUGUUUUUGAAAAGAUUUAGCACAGCAUAAAAAAAUACAAAUGGAAUGAGGGGAGAGGGAGUAAAGUGAAAAUGCAGUCUAGAUAAUUUAAAAAUACUUGAAUAAUUAAUUAAUUCAUAGAAAAAAGUUAGUCAAUGAUAUUAGCUAAUAACAGUUGUUAACAAGCAAAGAACACUUGCUUGCUACAAACGCAUAAGUGAUUAUGGAUGAGUGGUUAUUCCUAGAGCCCAUAUCGUUGUCUAAACUUAACGUAAAGAAACUGCUAUGUGAAUUCCGAAAGUGCUAAUGUGUGAUAUGCAACAAAGUUACAAACUAAAGGUAAUACAAGACGAAGAAAGAAACAAAGAAAUGAAAUGAUUAACAUAAAUAAAUGAAAGCACUUAAUUUAUUAAACAUUUCUCGCCACGUCCUUAGAAAAUUGCUUGUUAUUUUUUUAAAUAAAUAAGACAGAUAAAACUCCAAUUAACUACGAGCAUUGAGGCAAUUAUCUAUAUUAUAUCAGUUCCAGUCAAAGUUCUAUUAACGCGAUGAUAUUAUACAAGUUUAAGCGAUUUACUCGCCUUGCGCUUCUCCACCAGUUCGUGGAUUUUAAAAGUGGCUUUGUCCAGUGGACAAAUUUUACUUUUAACUAAGCAUCUGUCAUUUUAAUUAAAAAAAUGUUAAGCCUCAGUAUUUGAGCAAAACUGAAAUCUCACUUCUAGUGGGAUCACAGAUUUAAACUGCUCCCUGUAAUAAAGUGAAUAUGGUAUGACAUAGGCGUAUGUGUAGAAAAUGUGCUAUCUCUGAAUUUCAGCGAAAUUUGGGCGUCAAUGACUUAGGAUGUGUUAAUUGUACAUAAAGCAAGCAUACAAUGAAAUUCUAAUUUAUUUUUGCUUGAUACAAAUAUUCCGUUAUCUAUAAUUCAAAAAGAUUGUAUGUUUUACAGUAUACAAUAUACUAGGCAGCUGAAUAUGUUUUUUUUUUACAAUUGCAAAGCGCUAUUGCUUUCGUUCGAUGAUUCGUUUUUAUUUUAUUUGGAUCGAAUUGUGAGUGUCUGAGACAAAAUUAUGAAAAGUAUUGACGAAAUCACUUCAACUUUUUCGAAUCUAUUCGUAUGUAUAAAUACCGUAGUGAACGUUGCAUCAAUUGGCAAGUACGCCGAUAUGCAACAGUAAUGAAUUUUUCUGGAGCAUUUGUAUGUUUUUUCCCCUGGAUGGAAAUAGGUAUAAAUCUAUGUUACAAUGAUCUCGUUAACUUUUGGAGCAGUUGAGAAAAAUUGUCAUUUGCACAAACGGAGAGUAGUAGAAAUAAAUGUUUUGGCAGUGAGAUAAGGCGAAAUAAGAUGUGUAGUAGCUUCUGCAUUAAUAUCAAGUGUCAAAGUUGAGAUUUCUAAUCUAAAUAGUGAAACUGAUUUCUUGGUGUACACAUAUGCUCGUAUGCACGCUCUCCAACCGAAUUUCAUUGUAUGUGUAUUUCAACAAAAAAGGAAAAAAACCAAGUACCUUUUAUCCUAUUAAAAGCUAUAUGAUUUAGUUAAAUAAAAUUAGUUGUUCCUCGUAUUACGCAGGGCCGAAAACCCUGUAGCGCUGCCAAAGGGCUGAUUAAUAGAGGAAGAAAUUUCAACCUACGCAUAUGUAAACGUAUGUGCAGUCGAGACAUAUAUAUUUCAAGGAGCAUACGUAUAUCUAUACGUAUGUGAGAAAAGUAUGUAUAUGUAUAUAUACAAGAUCCAAAGUAUACAUAUGUCAGUCAUAAGGUUAAAAAGAUAAUAAAGCCAUAAGAUAUAA
This is a messenger RNA of Nasonia vitripennis (jewel wasp), 3644 nucleotides long. RefSeq names its product phosphatidylinositol transfer protein alpha isoform (gene vib). Bases 752 to 1567 code for a protein of 271 amino acids. Gene Ontology annotation, cellular component: cytoplasm. Gene Ontology annotation, biological process: phospholipid transport. The record is from RefSeq and is a predicted model, not a curated record. Lineage: Eukaryota; Metazoa; Arthropoda; Insecta; Hymenoptera; Pteromalidae. Gene Ontology annotation, molecular function: phosphatidylcholine intramembrane carrier activity; phosphatidylcholine binding; phosphatidylinositol binding. The transcript has 6 exons.